Gymnodraco acuticeps is the source of this 3389-nucleotide messenger RNA. RefSeq names its product zinc finger protein 79-like. Lineage: Eukaryota; Metazoa; Chordata; Actinopteri; Perciformes; Bathydraconidae. Gene Ontology annotation, biological process: regulation of cytokine production; regulation of immune system process; negative regulation of transcription by RNA polymerase II. The transcript has 3 exons. The record is from RefSeq and is a predicted model, not a curated record. Bases 256 to 1764 code for a protein of 502 amino acids.
GAAGAAGAUAUCACCAGUUGUUCGUCCCACAUUUUAUUCGGUAACGGCGUCUCGUCGCUACGGUUCUCUCUCUCUCUGUGUUCCUGAGAAAGUGUGUGUGAGCUCCAGCACUUCUGAUCCAUCAUCUGUGUGUUUGGAUAAACCUCUGAAUGGACUGUGUGCUCUUUUUUCUGGAGCGUUUACCUCGGACUAUAUGAGCUAGCUUAGCAUGCUAGCUGGAAACACGUUAGCAACGCCAGUCAGAUUGAGAGUUUGAUGGAGAGAGAAACGGUGUGUUUCAAGGAGCUUGCAGGAAAAGGUAAUCUAGUAAACAUGAGUAAAGUCCAAAUGCUGCUGUCGUUGAAGAAGCAGCGACUCACUGCUGCUGCUGAAGAGAUAUUUGCUUUGUUUGAAAAAACGAUAGCCGAGUACGAGGAGGAGCUGUCUCUUUCCAAAGAGGAAAACAAGAGACUCCAGAAACUUCUGGACGCUGUUUUACAGCCUCAACUUCGGAUACACAGAGCAGAUUUCCAGCUGCUGGUGGUGGUUAAAGAAGAGUUUCUCCCUGACCAGCAGGAGUGGAGCACCAGUCUGGACCCGGAGGACCCAGUGCCUUCCCCACACAUUAAGCAGGAACAGGAGGAACUCUGGAUCAGUCAGGAGGGAGAGCAGCUUCAGGAGCUGGAGGAGGCUGAGAUCACCAAGUCCACUUUCACUCCUGACCCUGUGAAGAGUGAAGAUGAUAAAGAGAAACCUCAGUCCUCUCAGCCUCAUCAAAGACAAACUGAACACAUGGAAACAGAAGCUGAUGGAGAUGACUGUCGAGGACCAGAACCAGCCAGGAGCUCAGAUCCAGAGAGCAGUUUACAACCAAAGACUGAGGACGACACUGGAGACUCUUCUGAACCUGGCACUGAAGACAGUGCUGAUUGGAAGGAGGCCAGAGAACCUGCAUCAGGCUCAAACUCACUGAAAAAUAGACAGGAAUCUGUCAGUGAUCCACAACCUAGUGCUGAAAAUAAACCAUUCAGCUGCACAGUCUGUAAGAAAGCUUUUUCACAGAGUGGGCAUUUAAAGGACCACAAGAGAGUCCACACAGUAGAGAAACCAAACAGCCGCUCAGUCUGUAGGAAAGCUUUUUCACGGAGUGCACAUUUAAAGGAACACAGGAGAGUCCAUGCAGGAGAGAAACCAUUCAGCUGCUCAGUAUGUAAGAAAGCUUUUUCACAGAGUGCACAUUUAAAGGCACACAUGAGAGUCCACACAGGAGAGAAACCACACAGCUGCUCAGUCUGUAAGAAAGCGUUUUCACAGAGUGCAAAUUUAAAGACACACAUGAGAGUCCACACAGGAGAGAAAGCACACAGCUGCUCAGUCUGUAAGAAAGCUUUUUCACAGAGUGCAAAUUUAAAGACACACAUGAGAGUCCACACAGGAGAGAAAGCACACAGCUGCUCAGUCUGUAAGAAAGCUUUUUCACAGAGUGGAGAUUUAAAGGAACACACGAGAGUCCACACAGGAGGGAAAGCAUACAGCUGCUCUGUCUGUAAGAAAGCUUUUUCACGGAGUGAUAGUUUAAAGAACCACAUGAGAGUCCACACAGGAGAGAAAGCACACAGCUGCUCAGUCUGUAAGAAAGCUUUUUCACGGAGUGAUAGUUUGAAGACACACAUGAGAGUCCACACAGGAGAGAAAGCACACAGCUGCUCUGUCUGUAAGAAAGCUUUUUCACGGAGUGAUAGUUUGAAGACACACAUGAGAGUCCACACAGGAGAGGAAAAAUAGAGCUGCAAUGUUUGUGAGAAAAGAUUUAAAUGGCAUAAUAGUUUCAAAAGACAUAAGUGUGUUGGUCGUCAGCUGCUUCUGUAACUGUCAGGGAAUACAUUUGUCUAUUUUGUAUCCUGAUGACCUCAUGCCGUUACAUGUAAUGCGUAACUCCCUAAGCCUGAUUUCACCCACCUGCAACCGAUUCUCUAAUAAUCACAAAUCUUCAUUUUCUUUGACCCCUUGACUCGACUAUUUCUUGUUUAAUAAUCGUUACAUCUCCUCAGGACCAAGUUCCCGUGUCCUGCCUUUCACCUGCUGAUCACCGACUGCUCAUUUAAGGUGGACUCACCUCUACAAGGGACCAGCUAGUCUUAGUGUCUUAAUGCAAAUGUUUUGUAAAGUGAUGCAAGACCAAAAACGUGCUGUUGGGUAGUGUGCUCUCUGCAGGACGGUGUCUGUACUCAAAUAUUGUUUUUGAAAUGAGAGCUUCAUUCCGUUUUUGUUGUCUAAACCAGUGGUUCUCAACUGGUCAGGCCUCGGGACCCACUUUUUCCUUUGUCAAUAGAUCAUGACCCAACAUUUUGAACCACUCAAAUCUAUUCAACAAAAAAUCGUGCUGUAAUAUACGCUUUUCAGCAUACAAUAUUAAUUAAAGUGAAUUACAGUGCAUAUAUCCGUUCACAGAACAAAAUAAUGCUUUUAAAUAAGGUUUAAUGAGAAGAUGGAAUCAAAGCUGAACUGUAUAACAUAAAAAGGCACAUGCUGUAAACCCAACCCCAGAAGGGGGUCUGGGGGGGAUUCUCCCCCAGGAGAUUUUUAGAAAUACUAACAUAUAAACUACCCAUUCUGGUACGCUCUACAUAGAUGUAUUACUACCCGACAUAUUAAUAAUAUGUUAUGCCAUUGUUUGUUUUUCACUUUGUUCUGAAGCUGAACUUGCUGCUCCUCACAGAGAGAAGAGUAAAGAGGAGAUAGUCUGUGUGAAUUACUUUAAAUUGUGGGUAAGGGUAGAUAGCCCCCAUUGUUCUGUGACCUGUGAAUCAUCAAACCAGGGGUCAUAUUUCAUUAUGUGUUAAUUUGUAUCUGAAGUUGUACCCAUGGAUGUAUAAAGAAUAGUUAUACUGCAAAGUUAUUCUCUGUGGGGACUUCCGACAACAAUCUUGAUUCUGAUUGGCCAGAAGAAUCUAAAAAACAUCAGCAAAGAUGUUUUAUUGAGAAGAUGAUCACUACGUGACAAAACUGUGUAUGGUCUCCCGUACUUCCAGUCCAAUGCAUACCUACUGCAUGCACAGCGUUAGAAAGUCGGGCCUUCAAAAUAAAAGUUUGAAUUUUUUCCCAACAAAAAAAAAGGAAUCUUUUUUUUCCUAUUUUUUUGUCUCUCACACAUCUCGAAACCCGCGACCCACCAGUUGAGAACCACUGGUCUAAACAACCCCAAAAGUGCGAUACGUCUUCUUUCCAGCAGAUGGCAUACAUGUUACAUCAUCCAGUUCAACUGUCAUCCACAUAUUAAUGAUUCAAAACAGCAAUGUGUAAGAUAUGGCUAGUAAUUGACCAUUUCAACAGUAUGUGAAGAGGUUACAGUCUUGAGGCCAUGUCCAAUAUGUUUAUGUUUUGUUUGAUUAAAUCUACUGAAAUGAGCA